GCAAACCUUGCCGGGCCGAAAAUGCUAUAAAGUUCCAAGGAGUUAGGUUCUGUUAAAUAAAGAAGAAUUAUUUAUACUUGAAUUCUUUUUAUUCAUACACAUCAACGUAUGCGUAUAGAGGUGACAGAGUUAAAGGGGAAAGAUAAACAGGAAAUACACAACGGGUAAAAUAACAGAAAACUAAACGACGAGAAGAAAAGUUUCUGCAAUAAUAAAAAUAUUCAAGUCAAGUGUCAAGUCUGUGACAACAAUGCAGGAAGAGCAAAAAAAAACUCCAAAAUUAGGAACUAUUCGAAAAAUUCGCAAUGCUGCAAGUACACCAGACAUUGCAAGAAAUCUGUCGAAUACUACUUUACCUGCUUCACAUAAUGUUUCUAGAGCUUCUCGUAGUAGAGUAACUUUGAUGCCAGGUGACAUUGCACAGUUACAGAAAGUGUGUGUGCCGAGAAAGAAGAUUGUUGUAGACAAGCAGUCAAUCAUGCCAUCACAGAUAAUAUUGGAUGCACAAAAGAAAAUGGACAGCGAAGAAUUAGAGCUUGGACUUCUUUAUGAUGAAUAUUUACAAACUAUGAUGAUGGAUCUCAUAAUGAAGAAGAAGCUUCUAGAGAAAAAGCGUCUAAUGAUCAUGCAAAUGGCUGCCAUAGCACAAGAGAUUGAUCAGGAUACACAAAAAUUAAUUAAAAUUAAAACAAGGGAACGCGAUAUAAUAAAUUUAAGUUUAGCACAAAAAGAAGCAGAUUGUCAACUGAUUGCAGUGACAAAAUAUGCUGAAAAUGAAACAUUUAAGAUUGUAAAAGAUAUGUUAUCCAAGUUGUACCUUCUCUUGGAACCUUUGGAUGUAUUGCGAUGUAAUGGCAUAAUACUUCCUGAAACACAAACUGAAUGGAAAGAGACUCAAGAAAUAUUAAAUAAAUGUUCAAAUGUUUUAAGAAACACUGCAAAUUUAAUAGGAUCGAAAGGCGAAAUGUAUUGUGCUGUUAAUGCUGGAUUGAAGAAUUUUACCGAAGCAUAUGAUGAAAUAAAAGAUCUUCAAAAAAAAUUGGAAGAAGUACUGUGCAAUUUUCAAGUAUUGAUGCUGAAAAAUGCUUCACUUUCAUUGGCAUGCGAUGAUAAAUCGUGAAUAAAAUACAAUUUUUGAAAAAAUAUUUAAAUUUUUUUUCUUUAAAUAUGUAGUUAUGCAUUUGUCUAUUUUUUCAGCUAAACUUCUUACAUCAUUCCUUUUUUCUUCAUUGUUUUCUUCAGUUUUCCUUUUUUUUUCAUGAAAAGAAAACAUGAGAUUCAGCAAGAGGUUCUGCUGAAAAGAACAGACCAUGAUAAUUCCGAGUUUAGAUAACAGUUGACUGAAAAUAUCUACGACCCUACUACUUACACUGUCACAAACUGCUCCAAAAGUAAAUCUUUUUGAAAGGACACAAUUCAGUCUUUACAGACUUGUACAAUAAAUAAGUUCAAUUAUUAGAAUGUGAGUCAAUUAAUGAAAGAAAAAA
Messenger RNA from Trachymyrmex cornetzi, 1487 nucleotides. RefSeq lists its product as uncharacterized. Lineage: Eukaryota; Metazoa; Arthropoda; Insecta; Hymenoptera; Formicidae. The record is from RefSeq and is a predicted model, not a curated record. The transcript has 6 exons. Bases 251 to 1120 code for a protein of 289 amino acids.